This is a messenger RNA of Myiozetetes cayanensis, 2332 nucleotides long. RefSeq names its product BPI fold-containing family B member 3-like. Bases 193 to 2142 code for a protein of 649 amino acids. Gene Ontology annotation, molecular function: lipid binding. Lineage: Eukaryota; Metazoa; Chordata; Aves; Passeriformes; Tyrannidae. The transcript has 18 exons. The record is from RefSeq and is a predicted model, not a curated record.
GGAAGCUGAAAAAAAAAAAAAAAAAAAAAAAAAGCCUAACGUCAAAACCAUCAAAGGUAUCUCAGGGAUGAAGGUGAAAGGUUUCUGUUCCCUGGUGAUCUCGCUGGUGCUCUCCCCAGGCUCAGGGCUCUUCAUGGCUGUCUUAAUCCAAAUGACCAUGCCUGGGAAAAGCUCUAUAUAUGAAGAUCCUUGAUGCAGGUCAUCCUCAGAAGACAGGGACACCGGCUGGAGAGAGCCGUCAUCCUCCAGAGCUCGUUAUCAGGACCGAAGAUGUCGGCAUUCUGGACUGUUUUCCUCCUCAGCAGUCUGCUGGCCCCUUCACAAGGAUUUAUACUGCCAUCCUUGGUUUUCAGAGGAGAUACAGAUGGUUUUAAAGGUUCACCAGCUGGACGUGUUCCCCAGAGGCCUCAGGGUGGUCUCCUUGGUGGCAAUCUGCUUGGUGGUCUCCUGGGCAAAGAUGGUGCUGUAGGCAGCCUCCUUGGCAAAGAUGGAGUUGUUGGAGGCCUCCUAGGCAAAGAUGGUGCUGUUGGCAGUCUCCUUGGCAAAGAUGGUGCUGUUGGCAGUCUCCUUGGCAAAGAUGGAGUUGUUGGAGGUCUCCUUGGCAAAGAUGGAGCUGUUGGGGGUCUCCUUGGUGGAGAUGGUCUCCUGGAUGGUCUCCUUGGUGGAAGUGGUCUCCUUGGUGGAGAUGGUCUCCUGGGUGGUCUCCUUGGUGGAGAUGGUCUCCUUGGUGGUCUCCUUGACAGGGAUGGUGUCCUUGGUGGUAUCCUCGGCAAAGAUGGUGUCAUUGAUGGUCUCCUCGGCAAAGACGGUGUCGUUGACGGUCUCCUUGGCAAAGACGGUCUCGUUGAUACUCUCCUUGACACUGUCCUCGAACUUCUCAUUGGCAAAAAUGGUCUCCUUGGCAAAAAUGGUCUCGUUGGCAGCCUUCUUGGGAGAAAUGGUGAAGAACUCAUGGGACUGAGGAUUGUGAACAACACUCUCCCCAAAAUUAGCCUGCGCUCCCUGCCAGGCUUUGGGCACCAGGUGGACUUCAACACCCAGCUGCUGGUGGAGAGCACCAGUGUGCCGGGCCAGCCGCUCUGCGAGCAGGUGGAGGUAGACGCGACCAUGCUGGUCCAGGACACGUGGACAGCUCAGCAGAGCAAUAUGAACUGCAGGACUGUUGACAUAAGCAUCCACUGGGACACCUUGGUGCUGUCGGACAUCGAUGGCAGUGCUCUCCUUUCUGAUGCCCUGGGCUGCAACAUCCUCAGUGCCAGGCUCAACGUGGUGAACUCUCUGCUUGGCUCCAGGAACCAGAUGCUCCCGCUUGGGGCUCUGGGGGACCUGCCCCCCUUCUCCAUCCUCAGCAGUGACUCCAUCCAGCUGGAUCUGAACCUCCUCUCCGGGAAUGCCGAGGGUGGCAUGGUGGCCUCCACUCAGCAGCUACCACUCGCUGCCACCCUGCUGCUGGCCACUGGCCGCCCACCACGGCUCAGCCUCUCCCAGGACACCCUCAGCACCCUGCUGGAGCAGGUCCAGGGGCAGGGAGCCCUCAACCUCAGCAUCACCAACUGGCCGAUGAGCAGCCCAUCCCCUCUCCAAGGCCAGGUUCCCGAGAGCGGCUCGCUGUCCGUGUCCGCCCUUUUCCCGUUCAUCCCCCAGCUUGCCCAGGCCCUUCCUGGCUCUCUGCCACUGGAGCUGCGUGUUCGGAUGAGAGAUGAGCCGGUGGUGGCUGUGAGGGAUGGAAGAGCCACCGUCACCCUCAAAGCCGCUGUUGACGUCCUCAUUCCUGCCCUGCAGACCUCCCAGGGGCUCCUCUUCUCCCUCGACUUGGACAUUGUUCUGAACGUCACCCCAUCGGUCUCUGAUGGUAAACUGCAAACCUCCCUGGCUCUUGACAGCAUCAAGGUGACACGGUUCCCCCAGAAACUCGACCCUUCCACCGUCUCCUCGCUCACAGAAUGGCUCAAGCAGAUCCUCAUGGCUGUAUAUGUACCUGGUGUUAAUGAUGCCGUCCAUGUGUCGCUCCCUCUGCCCAACGUCCUCAACACCAGCCUCAGGAACGCUGAAGUCACCAUCACUGACGCGGAUGAGUUUCCCGGCCAGACCUCUCUGGAGAGAUACUGCUCGGGAGGAGCCUCGAUGCUGUUCCCUUUCUGAGGCAGCACAUCAUGCACCCCGAGCCUUCCUCCACUCCCUCCCUGCUCCUUUCCCUCAAGCACUGCCCUGUGCUGUGGGUGUGGCCUGAGCAAGACAGGCAAUUGCCUCUGGCUGGCAUCGGGGUGGGAAAGCUGCUAGGCUGGUGGAUGUUGGGGGGCUUCUGUGGCCCCUUUGAACAUCCACAGCUCUU